Messenger RNA from Nannizzia gypsea CBS 118893, 1239 nucleotides. RefSeq lists its product as hypothetical. The record is from RefSeq and is a predicted model, not a curated record. The transcript is spliced from 7 exons. NCBI's taxonomy places the organism in Eukaryota, Fungi, Ascomycota, Eurotiomycetes, Onygenales, Arthrodermataceae. Gene Ontology annotation, biological process: endoplasmic reticulum to Golgi vesicle-mediated transport; Golgi organization; endoplasmic reticulum organization. Gene Ontology annotation, molecular function: D-mannose binding. Gene Ontology annotation, cellular component: COPII-coated ER to Golgi transport vesicle; Golgi membrane; endoplasmic reticulum membrane. Bases 1 to 1239 code for a protein of 412 amino acids.
AUGACACGAUCACAGAGCGCCGGUAAAACGGUUAUUUGGGCUUUGAUAUCCGCCACAAUUUCCCAAGCAAGCUCAGUAAUGGAGAGAUCUAGCUUCGGAAAUGGACGAAGGAUGUCCCAUGCUGGCAAUGGAUUGCCAGGAUGGACCGUAUCUGGCUUAGGCUAUCUCCCAGAAAUGUUAUCUGAUAGAAUUAUUCUGACACCCCCCUACCCCGGUAAUAAAAGAGGCGCACUAUGGGCUGAUGACAUAAUACCCGAGUCAGAGUGGCACGUGGCUUUCGAUUUCAGAGCAAACGGAGAGGAGAGAAGCGGCGGAAACCUACAGCUUUGGUAUGUUAAGAAGCAGGAGGCUGUUGGGUCGUCGAGCAUAUAUACCGUGGGGAAAUUUGACGGCCUGGCUAUCACCAUUGACACACAUGGAGGCAAGGCUGGCAUUCGAGGCUUUUUAAACGACGGAACCAUAGACUACAAAUCUAGUGGUAAUGUCGACGCUCUAGCUUUCGGACAUUGUGACUAUCAGUACCGCAAUCUGGGCCGGCCUUCAAAGCUACAGGUAAAGCAGUCGAGCCGGGAGUUCGAAGUCUUGAUAGAUGGAAACACUUGUUUCAAAUCUCCAAAGGUCUUCGUUCCUCCAGGAAACCUGUUUGGUCUCACUGCCGCCUCAGCUGAUAGCCCUGACUCAUUCGAGGCCUUCCGCUUCGUAGCGACCACUUACUCUGGUGGCAAUGCCAAACAACAGGAAAGGGGCCAAGAACCCCCGAACAGAGCCGGCCAGGCCAAUAACGACAAGGCUCCCAGCGGCGGCAACGUGGAUAUCAAAGAUCUCCAGGCCCGCCUUCAAGCUAUCUCCAGUACAACCAACAAGCUAAUGGACGAAUUACAAGCUCUAUCAAGAACCAAUGAAGAUAGGCUGAAGGAAGUCAUCCGCAUAGUUGCGCACCGUGACCAAGUGAGCAGUGUGGAUCAGAGACUUCAGCGCGUAGAACGUGUGGUCGAGUCCAUGCAGAGAGAGAUGGAGGGCAAGGAUUAUCAUAACCAGUUCAAACAGCUGCAGGAUCUGUUGCAUAACUCCCACUCCGGCCUAUUGGAUACCCUCCACGAUUCAUCUCAUCGCAUCAUCUCAGCCGCACCGCGCAUGGGCUUCUUCAUCAUCCUUAUUAUUGCUGUCCAGCUUCUUCUCGCAGUCGCUUACAUUGUCUACAAGAAACGUAGAGCCAGCAUGCCGAAGAAGUUCUUAUAG